AUGAUGCUAGGGUGUCAGGGGUGUUAAGUGACUGCUCUGUCUCGGGGAGGUGGAUUAAAUCGGCGUCGACCCCUUGGGUCUGCUCAGCUGGACAGUAACUGAAAGAUAACUUUUUACAGAACACUUACUCUGGUGAGCUGAGGAAUUUGUGAGGUUUUAUUAUGUGGGCUGCCUGCUGUAACUGGUUGUGUUUAGACACCCAGCCAGAAGACGGGCCGACUGGACGAACACAAGCUUGUGCCAAUCCCAAUUUCAGAACGUCCCCUCCCACUCCAGAGAUUGUCACCUGCAGAGCUUGCAAUAUUGCGAUUCCAUUUCCUUUUAGAAAAAACCCCUGCAUGGAUUGUAGGAAGAUCUUCUGUGCAUCAUGUCUCUCACAAAUGAACAGUGGUCCCUCCCUUUGUCAACUUUGUGGAAGAAUCCGCUCCACUUCUUUCAUACGGGAUGAGCUGAUGAAGUUAAAAGUGAAAGACUUGCGUGAUUACCUGUCCAUGAGAGAUAUACCCACAGAUAUGUGUAGAGAGAAGGAAGACCUAGUUCAGCUUGUGUUGACACAAAAACCUCCAACUGUCCAUACAGAUGUGACCAAUAACUCUCCCUUAACGUCAGAUCAGAACCGAUCCAACCAGAGGGAGAAUAUUGCUCCAACUCCUACGUACCCAUCUCAAGAUUUUACAACAAUAAACAGGAACACAUCUACAAGUCAGCAAGAAAGAUCACACAGACAAACAGAAGCUCAAUCUGAAGAAGAGACACAGUCCACAGACUCUGAUGAAGUACUAGUGCCUGGGCGGAGAGCCUCCCUCUCAGAUAUCAAUAACUUGGAUGACAUUGAAGCACUGUCAGUGCGACAACUGAAGGAGAUUUUAGCUCGUAACUUUGUCAACUACAAAGGAUGUUGUGAGAAGUGGGAGCUAAUGGAACGUGUUACCAGACUGUAUAACGAACAGAAGGGUCUUCAGCAAAUUGCUUUUAUUGCUGAAGAACAAGGGAAGUCUGGUGUAUCAAGCGAUGAUAGCCUGUGUAAAGUUUGCAUGGACUCCCCAAUUGACUGUGUCCUUUUAGAGUGUGGCCACAUGGUGACUUGCACCAAGUGUGGCAAACGGAUGAAUGAGUGUCCAAUCUGCCGGCAAUAUGUAGUACGGGCUGUGCAUGUCUUCCGAUCUUGACUCCCAGACCUACCACCAUUCUGAAGAGAUACAUACCCACAGAAUCUUGGACCAAAAUCAACAGCAAUUAAUAUUUAAUUAUGGGUCAGAGUCUUUAUUGAGACUGAGAGUACAUUAAUGCCACUGUGAUGGUCUGCUUUAAUCUAUCCUGUAUAUUACAAAAAAUAGUAUGGAUUGACUUUCAAACAU
This is a messenger RNA of Bombina bombina (fire-bellied toad), 1358 nucleotides long. RefSeq names its product ring finger and FYVE like domain containing E3 ubiquitin protein ligase (gene RFFL). Lineage: Eukaryota; Metazoa; Chordata; Amphibia; Anura; Bombinatoridae. The transcript has 8 exons. Gene Ontology annotation, molecular function: ubiquitin protein ligase activity. Gene Ontology annotation, cellular component: cytoplasm; plasma membrane. Bases 162 to 1169 code for a protein of 335 amino acids. Gene Ontology annotation, biological process: negative regulation of extrinsic apoptotic signaling pathway via death domain receptors; protein K48-linked ubiquitination; proteasome-mediated ubiquitin-dependent protein catabolic process. The record is from RefSeq and is a predicted model, not a curated record.